AUGUGGCUCGGAGGAAAAGGGGGCCGUCUUCCUCUCCGACCGCUCGAUGAAAAAAAAAAGAAAAGAAAAAAAAGAAAACGACCGAGCAGCACAAGGGCCGAGUGAUGCACGACGGCAGCGGGGAAACGCGGCUGUACAGGCGGAAAAACAGGACUGCUGGCACCGCCGAACAUGGAGUGUCGCCCCCUUUGCGGAAUAAACCCGGUGUACGCUGAUGUGGCCAGUCAGUGAGUUUGGAAAAAAAACCAAAAUAUUUGGCUUCUACUUUUUUUUUUGUCUUUUUUUUUCUUCAACCGUUAAAAAAAAAGAAACCCUCACAUCUGCAACGAUGCGGGCGGUGGACUGGAGACGAGCCGCUGCGGUUGUGCUCUGCCUCUUUGGAUGCCUCGUCUCCGGAGCCGACGCCAAAACGUCAGCGGAGGGCUCGGCCGCGGAAGAGGUGACUCUGAAGGUUCACCUGAGCGAUGCCAGCACCCACCAACCCCUGGGAGGAGCCACUGUGCAGCUCUUCACCAACCACACUCCUGUAACCACGGAAACCUCAACACCUGAUGGCAACGCCUACCUGCGCUUCCCCUACCGCCUUGGGACACAGUUGGUCGUCACCGCAACCAAACAAGGAUACGUGCCAAACUCUGUGCCCUGGACUCCCUCCAGAUUACCUGUAUUUUCCUCCAUCAGCCUGGACCUGCUACCAGAGAGAGCUGCUACUCUGAUGGUGUAUGAAGAUAUUGUGGAGAUUGUUUCUGGCUUACAAGGUCUCCGCCCUCAGCCACGUGUCGAUUUCCAGCGCGGAGCUCUGACGCUUCCCUCCAACAUCUCCUACGCCAACCUGACUGCUCUGCUCACCGUGGCCAGCUCCCCCUCGCACAUCCAAUACUUCCCUCACCUGCAGGUCCUCAGCGGCAACGGCACAGGGACAGAGGAGAGGUUUGAGUUGACUCCUGUGGCGGCCAUCUCUGUUCACUUAUUGGCCGGCGACGGAGUGGAGCUGCAAGUAAACGGGGCAAUCACAGUCUCCGUUCCCCUGCCGGCCAACAGUGGCCUGAAAGAAAAUGAUCACAUCCCCGCUUGGAGGUUUGACCCGCGCUUGGGUGCCUGGAUAAAGAGCAGUUGGUGUCACGUGCAGCGGGACGGCAACCGGCUCAGUCUGACCUACAUCGCUCCUCAGCUGGGGUAUUGGGUCGCCGCCAUGUCUCCAAUACACUCAGGUCCGGUGUUUGCAAAGGACAUCAGCAUGUACCACACCGUGUUCCUGUUGGCUAUACUGGGAGGCAUGGCCCUCAUCCUGCUCUGCCUGCUCUGCCUGCUGUUGUACUACUGCAGACGUCGUUGUUUGAAGCCUCGAGGGUCUCACCGCAAGCUCACACUUUCUUCUGGGUUAGACGGCAAUAGGAGGGACCAGGCCACCUCCAUGUCCCACAUGAACCUCAUCAGCGAGGUGCAGCUGGAACUUGUUUCUACGGCGACAGAGCCCGACAUGACCACGCCAAUGCUGAAUCCUUCCUCGUACGAGCACCAGGACAAUCAUCGGCAACACAGCCUGAUCCACCACGGCAAACACAGCCGCUCCUCUCUCGGUAACAGCCACCACGGCUCAUCCCUCGGCAACCUGACGCCUCGCAGCAGAGACUACCUGCACUCCGUGGAGACGUUCCAGCUGAAGCCUGCCCUCUCGUGCGGGACGGAGAGAGGCUGCCGCCAAUCCUACACCUCCGCCUGCUCGUCCAGCAAUCCCCUUUCCGUCAGCAGCAAUCCGGCGUCCGUCAACCACGUGGCCGCUACCCACAGAAGCGGCGUGGGGAUUGUUGAUUGCAUCUCCCCUUCCUCGCCUCCUCGUUCCCCCAGUAGAGCGGAGGGCUGUGAGUGCAGAGCGCCGGACUACCUGCUCUCCCGCUCCGUGGACCACCUGGAGCGCCCCAGUCCCCCGUUGCUCUCCCGGCCGGGCCAGCUGCUCUGCUGCGGCUCUGUGGACCUGCUGAGUGGAGGAGAUGGCUACCCGAGGGUGCGCCCUACGCUGGUGAUCCCGGCACACUACAUGCGCCUGCCCGGGGAGCACCCUCUGUCGGGCCAAGCCCUCCUGCUGCAGACGGAUCAGCAGAGCGACUUGGAGACCAUCCAGGCUGAGCUCAAUGCCUCUCACUCCCAACAGCCCCUGGGGCAAACUCCCACCGACUGCGCCCCAUGUCCCAGCAAGCCGGGUGAGGCAGAACGCCACGGCCUGUCGGAGUCUCUGUCCAUCCCGGCCGCGCUCGGGGAAACGGGUGGUCUGGUGGAGAUAAACAGUGAGGACACCUUGUGGGCCGAAAAGACUUUAAUGGAGCUAAGAGGAGGGAAGCCUCUGCCUCACCCCCGAGCCUGGUUUGUGUCCCUUGACGGACGUUCCAACGCUCACAUCCGCCACUCCUACAUCGACCUGCAGCGGGCUGGGUGCCACGGCAACACGCCAAACGGAGGCGGUCAGCAAGGCAGCGGUGGCGGGAGGCGCGGCGGGAGGCGCGGCCAAAGCAACGACGCCAGCCUGGACUCCGGUGUGGACCUGAAUGAGCCAAGAUUGGGCCGCCGGAGGAGAGACGGCGGGCGGGAGGAGAGAGAGGUCGACCGGUCAAAAGGGCCGGCACUAGCCACGGCCUACACUCAGCUGGUGUACGUGGACGAUCUGGAACGGGGAGGCAGCGAGGAGGAGGAGUCGCCGCAGUGCAGUCCCCAGGACAGUAAAGCAGGUCGCGUCCUGUCCCCCGAAGCCGAGGGUCAGAGAGGGGACCAGGGCCCGGGUGAUGUGGAGGGGCUACAAAUGCACGAGGAACCGCCCUCACUCUCCUCUUCAUCCCCCGCUUCUCCUCCUCCCCUGCCCACACCAGAGGGAGAGACGUUCAGGACUGGUCAUUCGCUGCUGUCGGUGUCUCCUGAUGACGAUGCAGCACAGGAGGAUGGAGAGGGGGAGAAGAAGAGUCCCUGGCAGAGGAGAGAGGAGCGACCCCUGCUGUCCUUCAACAUAAAAUGAUCCACAGAGGACCACUUCAAGGAUGGGACCUCCAUCUUUUCUUAAUAGAAAUACUCACAUGCCCUCAUGCAAACAAAGUAUUUUUGGUCGCUGUAAUUGUUCCUCCUGUAAAUACGGGCCCUUCUCUAACAAAUCUAGUCAUUAUUCUUUGUUCCAAUUCAGGCUUAGAGGCUUUAGCAGUUAAGUCAGAAUCAAAAGAAUUACCAUAUUUUUGAAUGGACAGAGGGCUUAAUACUGAAAGGAUUCCAGCUACAACAAUAAAGGCAGAAAACUACCUAAAACCCUAAAACUAAAACCGAUGGACUCUUGGGUCAAAAUCUUACUUUAAAUUGAACAAUAGUAACAUACUUUUAUAAUGUCAUAGCACAAUGUAUGUGUUUAUUGCUAAAGAUGUUCCUUUAACUCCAGAACUAGCUUGGGAAUCGUCUUUUUUUUAAACAUUUUCUUCAGUAUCAAAAUAUUUGAUAGUACUGUUGUCCGUUCAUGCACGAUACACUGCAGAGGACAAAAAAAGGAGGACUAUAUUUAAAUACAUCUAUUGAUAAGAAAUUGCAGUUGAAAUUGCUGCAGUUGUAGACAGAAGGAACCAUUACAGGUACUAACAUUUUUGGAGAUCUGGGCAUGUCCGAUUUGUUUUAGAUCUUGUCCUUUAUCCAUGAUGCCCCCCCCCACCCUGCUGCCUAGGUGAUAACGUGAAGGAUAAAACCAUUUAAAUAGACUUUUUUUUAUUUUAUUCUUUUUUUAAAUGGAGCACUGAGACAACACUUCAGCACUGGGAUCUUUUUCUAGUUCAGAGUACGACGGGACGAUUCCGAUCAGUCAUGAACAUCAGCGAACAAAAUGACCACCGUUGUGCUCCACGCCGCCAUCCUCACGACGCUUUACAUGAACGGACCACUCCUCAGGAAAAAUGUACAAAUUACCUGAAGGAGACGAAUGGACGUUGAGGGCAAGAGAUUUUAAUAUUUUAUGCACAACAAAUGUAUGCCUUUUUUUAUAUAUAUAUAUAUAUAUAACCUUGUAAUCAUAGAGGAACUAUUGUAGAAACGGAUGGGUGGUUCUCGCAAAUCACAAACUACAGGAACCCUUUUUCUCGAGCCAUAUUGGCCUGAGUCUUCUGACCGUAAAGAACACACUAAACCCUAAUUGUUACGGUUGUGGAGCAGCUGUGAAAAAUACAGCAAGGGAUUUUUCGCUUUU
Messenger RNA from Gasterosteus aculeatus aculeatus (three-spined stickleback), 4204 nucleotides. RefSeq names its product family with sequence similarity 171 member A1 (gene fam171a1). The record is from RefSeq and is a predicted model, not a curated record. Gene Ontology annotation, biological process: regulation of cell shape; stress fiber assembly. Gene Ontology annotation, cellular component: plasma membrane. Lineage: Eukaryota; Metazoa; Chordata; Actinopteri; Perciformes; Gasterosteidae.